This is a messenger RNA of Lates calcarifer (barramundi perch), 4435 nucleotides long. RefSeq names its product ribosomal protein S6 kinase beta-2. The transcript is spliced from 16 exons. NCBI's taxonomy places the organism in Eukaryota, Metazoa, Chordata, Actinopteri, Centropomidae. The record is from RefSeq and is a predicted model, not a curated record. Gene Ontology annotation, molecular function: protein serine/threonine kinase activity; ATP binding. The coding region runs from base 230 to 1642 and encodes 470 amino acids. Gene Ontology annotation, biological process: signal transduction; protein phosphorylation.
GGAAGUUAAAGGUCGAUCUAGCCACAACAACAGUAUGACAGAUUGAUACCUGAUAGAGGAACAUUAGGGGGACUCAAAAACCGCAGCGUGUUGUUGUAGUUUAGUUAAUUAUUGUGUAAAAGGAACAAUGGCAACCACAACUUUUGGUGUAUGAAAAACAGCGUAGGAUUUUAUACUAACGGACUACAGAAAGAAAUAAGCAACCACCGGAUGAAGAAGCAUUACCAGGAUGGCAGGAGUGUUCGACAUAGACUUGGAGACUGAGGACAUCAGCGAUACAGAGGAUGAUGUCUGUGACUUCACUGUGACAGAACCAGAGAACAUUCAGACAGAGGAGGUGGAGCUGACCAGUGAGAGUGUCAACAGAGACAGUGAGAGAGUUGGACCUGACUGCUUUGAGCUUCUUACUGUGCUGGGAAAAGGAGCCUAUGGCAAGGUUUUCCAGGUUAGGAAGGUUCAAGGUGCCCAGAUGGGGAAGAUAUUUGCCAUGAAGGUCCUGAAAAAGGCUAAGAUAGUGUGUAAUGCUAAAGAUACAGCCCAUACACGAGCAGAGCGGGAGAUCCUGGAGACAGUGAGACACCCAUUCAUUGUGGAUCUGCUCUACGCCUUCCAGACAGGGGGAAAACUCUACCUCAUACUUGAGUGUUUAAGUGGAGGGGAGCUGUUCAUGCAGCUGGAGAAAGAAGGCAUCUUCAUGGAGGACACUGCUUGUUUCUAUUUAGGAGAGAUCACAUUGGCUCUAGGUCACCUCCAUUCUAAUGGGAUUAUUUACAGAGAUCUCAAACCUGAAAACAUCAUGCUUAAUCACCAAGGACACAUCAAGCUCACUGACUUUGGCCUCUGUAAGGAAUCAAUUCAUGAUGGAACGGUCACACACACCUUCUGUGGCACCAUAGAAUACAUGGCUCCAGAGAUCCUGACCAGGUCAGGUCACAACAGAGCAGUGGACUGGUGGAGCCUGGGGGCCCUGAUGUACGAUAUGAUGACUGGAUCACCUCCAUUCACAGCUGAAAACAGGAAGAAGACAAUUGAUAAGAUUUUGAAGUGUAAACUUAAUUUGCCCCCAUACCUGACCAUUGAUGCAAGGGACCUCAUCAAGAAGCUGCUGAAGAAGAAUCCAGCCCAAAGACUUGGCUCUAGUAAAGCAGACUAUGCUGAUAUCCAGAAACAUCCUUUCUUCAAGCAUGUUAACUGGGAUGACCUGCUGAACAAGAGAGUGGAGCCGCCAUACAAGCCACAACUGCAGUCAGAUGAGGAUGUGAGCCAGUUUGACACCAGGUUUACCAGACAGACACCAGUGGACAGUCCAGAUGACACCUCACUCAGCCACAGUGCAGAGCUUGCCUUCGCUGGUUUCACCUACGUUGCUCCAUCGGUUCUAGAGAGUCUAAAAGAAGGCUUCUCAUUUGAACCCCGAACACGACCUGUACGUCGACACAACAGCAGCCCACGCACACCCAUCAGUCCUCUGAAAUUUUCUCCUGCUGGACCCUUCAAGUCCAGCAUCGACGGAGAGCCAGACCUUUUCUCUCCCACCUCUCCACCGGCAGCUUCAGUUCAUGUGCCACUGGAAAAUGGGGCUGCCAGUCAGCCGAUCAGGACCCCUGCAAGGAACAAGAAGCAGAAGGGACAUCGGAGAUGAGGAGGAAAUAUUCAGAGCACCAGCCUGUGCUGCAAGACUUUGGUCAGAUUUAUAUUUUCUAUAGGCACAGAGCUGAAGUGUUUUGGUUUUUUUUUUGGUAUCGUUCUUUUUUGAAGUGAUUAACUUAGGUCCCUUAAAAGCUGAAAGCUAUCAGUUUGCUUUUUUCCUUCUUUUCUUCAUAUUCAUUUUAGUACAUUAAUACAGGCACAGGGCCUACUACUUGGGGCUUCCUGGAUCUUCAUGGAAUUUUAAUGCUUUUACUUUGACAAACAAGAACCAUUGAAGAACCAUUUCAUCAUUGUUUUGUCAUUGUUCUCAAAUGGUCACUGUCCACAUUGUGGACAGCUUUAAUUUACAGCUUCAAUAUACUGUAUCUGCACUGGUAGCUCUGUCACACUAUGGCAUUAAUAUUUGGAAGACUUGUGUAAAAUAUACAUAAAAAAUAUUCAAUUCAAAUAACACUAGAAAGAGGGCAACAGACCGACUGAUUUUCUUCACAAACUUCCCUAAAUGCAUUAUGAAAAUCAAGGUCAGUUAAGUGAUGGAUUGACUACAUGCUAUGAUUACAGCAAAAGGAAGCUGUGAUGUAAAGUUUUCUGGGUUUAAGUAGUUCAUCUGCUUUUAAUUGGUUCAUCAGAGUUUGUGCAAGAGUUUGUCGGCUAUCACAGCGUACAUUUUAAUUAGAAAACUGAUGAAUGAUCAUUUGAUUGAAGUUCUGAUUCUUUUCCAUGAAGGUCGAGACCUGCUGACCUUCAGCUGUCAGGUUGUCAAGUUUUCAACUUUAGGCUGCAUAACCUUAAAGAAGUAAGAUUAGGUUGUGUGUUGAGGUGGGACUAUUGUAUAGAUGUCUUCUGAAUGAAUGCUACAUCACACACACAAUAAGGUAUUCAUGAGUGUGAUAUUUGAUCUGUAGUGAACACUUCUCUCUGACCAUAUGACUUUCUUCAGUGUUUUUCAUUUCAUGCGUCUUCAUGUCUACUGCCAAAGUUUUUCACACAUGCUAUCCUCAUAUUGUACAAAUGGACCAAUCACGCAAUAGAGUGCACUUAACAAGGGAAAUGUUAUAUGUUACCAUAUUUCACAUAAAUAUACAUUCAUAUAUCGAAAUAAUGUAUAAAUGUUCAAAGCAGGCUGUUAAAAGUGGUGCUCUCAGACAACAAAUUGUAUUGUACAAAAAGAGUAUUUUGGGUUACUGAACAAACCUAUUUUUACACAUCAAACCUAGGCCAAAUAGUAUUUAUAAAAAAAAUCCUAGAUAUUUUAAAGUGUUCGAUUGCCACUGCCUGACACUGUUGUGCUGGGUUAGAUCACUGGAGACAUGCUCAGUCAAACACUAAUUCAGCACUGUGAAGGAUCACAGAAAGGUUUUGACAUCUUUUGACAUAAUCAUUUUUUCAGAGAUACAGUGAUCAUAGGUGGAGAUGAGCUCCUGGCCUAAUAUCACUAUGUGCUGUAUUCGUUAUAAUUAUAAACACAGAAGAGAAGCUUGCAUGAAUCUUAACUCGCAAAAAACACAGGUAACUCCUCAAGGUAGCUCAGGUAAAAUGAGUGCAAAUAUGAAAUAUUAAUCAAGGGAAUAACAAAUUGUAACAUACAUGCUGAAUGGUAAAGUAAUCUGAACUACAUAGCUUUAAAUCAUUGCCUCCAAAGCAGUGAUAUCAAAGAUUAUGGAGACAGGCAAGUUUUGUAUUGAGUAAAGAUGGGGCAAAAUGGGAACAUUUCUAUGAUGGAAACAUGCCACAAAUUUACAUGAAUAAAAUGGCUAAGAGUGUAAUAUACUUACAUUUGUUGGUGAAAUCAUCCAUUUGUUUCCAAGCUUAAACAUACUGCCUGUCCAUCAUGAUCUUUACUGGAGAAUAAAGAAUGUAUUUUACCAGGCGUCAACGAUCCUUUGAAUUGUAUAAAGACCCGAAGUUCAAUGUCUGUAUUAUAAUGUAUAAUAAUAAUACAUGAUGAAAUAAAUAAUCAUUUGAAUAAAUGCAGAUAGAAUAUGUAAUAAUUCAUGAAAUAGUUCAUUGUGUUAACAUUGUCAUAGUGAGUGUUUCAGUACACUGACUUUAGCAUUCAGCUAAAAAGCACCGCUGUGUCUCAAGUACAGCUCCACAGAGCCACGAGCAUGGUUGUAGAUUCAACUAGAAUAACUCACUGGAAUGAAAAAAAGUCUGGAAGAGGAACAUUUGGAAACUUUUGGAAAUAGAAACAGAAAUUGUUGUUUUUGUGAAAAGAAGCAAAAUUAAAUGACAUUUCAUAAUAAUAAGCAGUAUUUUUAGAAUGUAUUGGAUUAUUCUAAUUUCAUGGUUAUAUAUUAUGUUUGUAGUUGUUCAUAUGAUAAUUGCACCUUUAUUUAUUUAAUAUUGGAAGUCUUUGGGUCUCCAAAUUAGCAAGAUGCCUUCUUUUUUUUGUUGUUGUUGAAAGGAUGAAUAUUGUUUUCCUGUUCUUGUUUGCAGGUCUCUCUAGUUCACAGUAACAGGUCUUACAUAGAAGGUUCUUAACUUGUCCUCAUAUCACACUUGAUACCUCACCCCCCCUCCCAUUCAACCCCCAUCAUCUGUAACCAUUGUUACACUCUCUCAUUCUUUCAGUUUUGUAGUUUUACUAAUGUGUAAUCUAAGAAUUAUGGAUUUCAGCUUCAUUUUGUGAUCAUUGCUGAUUUUGUCUGUUUUGUUGUGUGUUCUUUCUACUAACUGAUGAUUGUAAAAAAAAAAAAAAAAAAAGAUUGCUGAAUUGCUGUGUUAGGAAAUGUAUUUAUUCAAGUCCUGGAAUUUUCUGGUUUGAAAUAAAAGUUAAGAUCAC